Diospyros lotus (date-plum) is the source of this 1648-nucleotide messenger RNA. Its product is annotated as DNA excision repair protein ERCC-1. The record is from RefSeq and is a predicted model, not a curated record. Gene Ontology annotation, cellular component: nucleus; ERCC4-ERCC1 complex; nucleotide-excision repair factor 1 complex. Lineage: Eukaryota; Viridiplantae; Streptophyta; Magnoliopsida; Ericales; Ebenaceae. The transcript is spliced from 9 exons. Gene Ontology annotation, molecular function: single-stranded DNA binding; damaged DNA binding. Gene Ontology annotation, biological process: nucleotide-excision repair; meiotic mismatch repair; UV-damage excision repair. The coding region runs from base 95 to 1336 and encodes 413 amino acids.
CGAAGACCAGUCUGUUGCAGGAGUUGGUGCAAAUUCUGGGAAAUCAGUUUGUAUGGCAGUGUAGAGAGAGAGAGAGAGAGAGAGGGAAGAGUUAAUGGAGGAAGAAGACGAGCGAGGGAAAGAGGAGGAAGGCCAACUUCACCGCCAAGGAGAGAAGAAGAGUGAGUUCGUUAUCAAGAUACCAUCCUACGAAGAAGUCCUCAACGCCUCUCAAUCCCAAUCACACCCUCCCCCCUCUCUCUUCAAGCCCUCUCAAUCCUUCUCCCAAGCAUUCAGUUUCAUCAAGUCCUCCCCCUUCUACUCGCCGCCUCCGCCGUCCUCCGCCUCUGCUCAAUCUCAAUCCUCCCACGCUUCUCAGCCCGCAGCGUCCUCCAGGCAAUCGGACCGAUCGGACCUUGCUUCCUCUUCUUCUUCGUCUGCUGCUGCCGCUUCCUCGUCGUUGGCUUCGCAAAUUGCUCAAAAUCGCAACGCCAUUCUCGUUAGCCAUAGACAGAAAGGAAAUCCCUUGCUAAAACAUAUAAGGAAUGUGAGAUGGGCAUUUGCGGAUAUUGUUUGUGACUACUUGUUGGGGCAGAGUGCAUGUGCUCUCUAUUUAAGUCUUCGGUAUCAUCUACUUCAUCCAGACUACCUAUAUUACCGAAUAAGGGAGUUGCAGAAGAACUUCAAGCUUCGUGUUGUUUUAUGUCAUGUUGAUGUUGAGGAUGUUGUUAAGCCUUUGCUUGAAGUUACAAAAACUGCCCUCCUUCAUGACUGCACCCUUUUAUGUGGCUGGAGCUUGGAGGAGUGUGGUCGGUACUUAGAGACCAUUAAAGUUUAUGAAAACAAGCCUGCCGACAUUAUUCAAGGUCAAACUGAUACAGAUUAUGUAUCUCGGCUAAAUCACGCUCUGACAACCGUGCGACAUGUUAACAAGACUGAUGUGGUCACUCUUGGCUCUACAUUUGGGUCACUUUCUCAUAUCAUGGAUGUAUCCAUGGAAGAUCUAGCUCGAUGCCCUGGCAUAGGAGAGCGCAAGGUAAAGCGCUUAUAUGAUACUUUCCAUGAACCAUUCAAGCGUGUAAUUCCCAAACAUGUUACCAUACCAGAAGUUUCUACACAGAACAAGGCUGAAUUAAGCUCAGUCAUUGAAGAAAAUGAAGAGAAAGAAGAGGAUGCAAGCAAGCGUAGGAAGAAAGAACCUGAAAUAACUAUCAAAUCAGCCCUUUCAGCUGCUUUUGCCAAGUAUUCAGAUAGAUUUGGGAAAAAGAACAAUCUAGAACAGAAGGUUGAAGAAUCCAGUAGUGCAUGUGGAAGCGAAGGCAAGAAUAGUAGUUCCAGUGAAGAGGCUGCUGGUUGAUCUAACCAACAAGUAAAAGCAGGCGAAAUAUGUUUGACCCUCCUGUUUCUUCGUUUAGAGGAAGAGAUUGGACAAUCGUAAAGCCAAAGUUCCUCUGUGUAUUGAUAAUGAAUGUACAAUUAUGUUCUAGGGUUUUAUCUCUCUCUUUCCUCUCCUGUCCAGUCAUGGCGGCUUUGAAGCUUCUAAAGGAUAUCUCCAGUUUUGGUAUCCUGUAAAUUACUUGUAGAACCUUCCCCCAUUUAGUUCCAGAAGAUCUCGUUUGAAAAUAUUUGGUUCUACUAGAUAUUUAUAAACUGGCGACAUUGCAAUUGA